AUGCCGCCUCUCGAACCUUUUCCUAUCCAUCCUAGUGACGAAAUUUGUAUUGAAGGUGAAACGAAACCUUUAAUCUAUAAGAUAAAAUCAGAUGAUAGACUUUUUUUAAAAGAUUCAGUUCCUUCGAUCAUAGAAAUAAAGAAAAACAUUCCUGCAAAAUAUUUUAGUCCUUCAGUUAAAAGGUCAUUUAAAUAUGUUGCUCGGGAUUUAAUAAUCGUUGCUAUCACAUUCGCUACUUAUCUUAUACUUGACUCCAUCGGAUCUAUUCCGUCAAUCGUUAAAACCUUUGUUAUACUUCCCUCUUACGCAUUUAUUCAGGGCACUAUGUUUUGGGCUAUCUUUGUAUUGGGUCAUGAUUGUGGCCAUGGUAGUUUUAGUCGUUAUCCUUGGCUCAAUGAUAUCGUCGGAACAUUUCUUCAUACUUUGAUCCUUGUUCCAUAUACUACUUGGAAGAUAAGUCAUCGUCACCAUCACAAAAACACUGGAAAUAUUGAUAAAGAUGAAGUAUUCUUUCCUAUGAGACAAACUGAUGCUUUGAUUAUGACUAAAGGUAUUGGAAAUACAAAACUCGUCCCUUACUUUGGACUUGGUGUUGGUUGGAUCAUUUACCUGAUUCUCGGCUAUGGAACAAGGGCAACAUCUCAUAUAAAUCCAUUCGCCCCUCUUUUUGCUAAAAAUCGCGUUGGUGCUAUCAUUUCAACCAUUUGUGUGCUUCUGGCACUGCUUAGCCUCGGUAACAUCUCUAUUCAUUUCGGUACUUUGGCCAUAGUAAAAUAUUAUUUCCUUCCAUGGAUAAUUUUUGCUACUUGGUUAGUGAUCACUACUUUUCUCCAUCAUCAUGGUGCCGAAGAAAAUUUAAAGCUUCCGUGGUUUUCAAACGAUCAAUGGAAUUAUGUCGUUGGUAACCUUUCUUCUGUGGAUCGCGACUAUGGUAUCCUUCAUGACAUCACUCAUUCUAUUGGUACACAUCAAAUUCAUCACUUGUUUCCGGCAAUUCCACAUUAUUAUCUUAAGGAAGCUACUGCUUCAUUCCAAAAACGGUAUCCUCAAUUCAAACGUGAAUCUAAUGAACCAAUCGUCAAAACUUUUAUUGAUACCUUUGCCAUGUGGAAAGAACAAUUUAUCAUUGCUGAUGAUACGAAAAUUUUCAAAAAACAUGGUACUGAAAUUAAUAUAUUAAAAUUAUUGUAA
Molecule: messenger RNA, 1191 nt
Organism: Cetraspora pellucida
Lineage: Eukaryota; Fungi; Glomeromycota; Glomeromycetes; Diversisporales; Gigasporaceae
Source: the annotation of a GenBank genome assembly